CGCCGCCACACGGCCCCCAUGGCCCCCAGCGCACCGCCGCCCUGCCGCGCCGGGGAGCGCGCCGCCCGCUGCAGGCGGCCCUGGAGGCUCCUGGCCCUGGGCCUGCUCUCCGCCUCCUCCGUGCUGGCGGCCGCCCCGGGCGCCGGGGCUAUGAGCAGGGAGGAGAAGCGCCGGCUGGGAAAUCAAGUGCUUGAAAUGUUUGAUCAUGCAUAUAGCAAUUAUAUGGAACACGCGUAUCCCGCUGAUGAACUCAUGCCUUUAACGUGUCGCGGUCGAGUCCGGGGUCAGGAACCGAGUCGAGGGGACGUGGAUGAUGCCUUGGGAAAGUUUUCACUGACCUUGAUUGAUACCUUGGACACUCUUGUGGUGUUAAAUAAAACCAAAGAGUUUGAAGAGGCUGUAAAAAAAGUAAUAACGGAUGUUAAUUUAGAUAAUGACAUCGUUGUGUCUGUCUUUGAAACCAACAUAAGAGUCCUUGGAGGUCUCCUAGGUGGGCAUUCAGUGGCAAUUAUGCUGAAAGAAAAAGGUGAAUAUAUGCAGUGGUACAACGGUGAACUCCUGCACAUGGCAAAGGAGCUGGGCUACAAGCUUUUACCUGCCUUCAACACCACUAGUGGUCUCCCUUACCCAAGGGUUAACUUAAAAUUUGGUGUAAGACAUCCAGAAGCACGAACAGGAACAGAAACUGAUACCUGUACAGCUUGUGCUGGUACCUUGAUCCUUGAGUUUGCAGCUUUAAGCAGAUUCACAGGAACAGCUAUAUUUGAGGAAUAUGCCCGGAAAGCUCUUGAUUUUAUCUGGGAGAAGAGGCAGCGCAGCAGCAACUUAGUGGGUGUCACUAUCAACAUUCACACUGGAGACUGGGUCCGAAAAGAUAGUGGAGUGGGAGCAGGAAUAGAUUCCUAUUAUGAAUAUUUAUUAAAAGCCUAUGUCUUGCUGGGAGAUGACAGUUUCCUGGAAAGGUUUAACACGCACUAUGAUGCCAUAAUGAGAUACAUCAGCCAACCACCUCUUCUUCUUGAUGUUCAUAUUCAUAAACCCAUGCUAAAUGCUCGCACCUGGAUGGAUUCUUUGCUGGCUUUCUUCCCUGGUUUGCAGGUGUUGAAGGGCGAUAUUAGACCUGCAAUUGAAACUCAUGAGAUGCUUUAUCAGGUUAUAAAAAAGCAUAACUUUCUUCCAGAGGCAUUCACAACAGACUUCAGAGUUCACUGGGCUCAGCAUCCUCUAAGGCCUGAAUUUGCUGAAAGCACUUACUUCUUAUAUAAGGCUACGGGAGACCCUUACUAUCUAGAAGUAGGAAAAACCCUCAUUGAAAACUUGAACAAGUAUGCCAGAGUUCCUUGUGGGUUUGCUGCAAUGAAGGAUGUCCGCACGGGGAGUCAUGAAGACAGAAUGGACUCGUUCUUUCUGGCUGAGAUGUUUAAAUACCUGUACCUGCUGUUUGCUGACAAGGAAGACAUGAUUUUCGACAUUGAGGAUUAUAUCUUCACUACAGAAGCUCAUCUAUUACCACUUUGGCUCUCCACUACAAACCAAACCAUCUCCAAAAAAAACACAACCACAGAGUACACGGAGCUGGACGACAGCAACUUUGACUGGACCUGUCCCAACACCCAGAUUCUUUUCCCGAAUGACCCGAUGUUUGCUCAGAGCAUUCGUGAACCUCUGAAAAACGUGGUGGAUAAGAGCUGUCCCAGGGGUAUUUCCAGAGCAGAAGAGAGUUUGGGAAGUGGACCAAAACCACCGCUGAGAGCCAGAGAUUUCAUGGCCAGUAAUCCUGAGCACUUGGAGAUACUGAAGAAGAUGGGAGUCAGUUUGAUCCAUCUGAAAGAUGGACGGGUGCAAUUAGUGCAGCAUGCAGUGCAAGCAGCAAGUUCCCUGGAUGCUGAGGAUGGCUUACGGUUCAUGCAGGAGAUGAUUGAACUCUCCAGUCAGCAGCAGAAAGAGCAGCAGCUCCCUCCUCGUGCUGUUCAGAUUGUUUCCCAUCCCUUCUUUGGCAGGGUGGUCUUGACUGCUGGGCCAGCGCAAUUUGGGAUGGACUUAUCCAAACACAAAGCAGGGACAAGAGGAUUUGUUGCAACCAUUAAGCCAUAUAAUGGAUGCUCAGAGAUCACUAAUCCUGAGGCAGUGAAAGAGAAAAUUGCUCUGAUGCAGAGAGGCCAAUGUAUGUUUGCUGAAAAAGCACGAAACAUUCAGAAAGCUGGAGCCAUAGGAGGCAUUGUUAUUGAUGACAAUGAGGGCAGCAGCAGCGACACAGCUCCUCUCUUCCAAAUGGCUGGGGAUGGGAAGAAUACAGACGAUAUCACAAUUCCCAUGCUCUUCCUCUUCAACAAGGAAGGAAACAUUAUCCUGGAUGCAAUCCGGGAGUACGAGGCUGUGGAGGUGCUCCUGUCUGAUAAAGCAAAAGACAGAGCAACAAUCUUUAAAGGUAAAAUGAUUCCAAACUACAUUAUUGAUAGCAACUUGGAAAUGGAGAAUAUGGACCAGAAAUUAACUGAAAACGAUUCACAUAAACAGAAUGCAGAGGAAGCUGCUUCAGGAUCUCAGGAUGUUGGUGCAGCCAGUGAGGAGCCCGAGGAAGGAGGAGAGAGCUCAGAUGUUGCUGACCCUGGUUCUUUAUCUCCUGCUAACGCAGACAGUGCCAGUGUUCCCAUUUCACAUCAGGAUUCCUACGUCCCUGGGACCGAGGAGGCCGGUGCUCCAGAGCCAGCAUGUACAUCAGGGGAUAACCAGCCUCAGGAACAACAGACUGAGACAGAGUCAAAUUCCAAAGUUAACUGGGAUAAUAAAGUCACACCUAUGGAAUCCAUAUUAGCAGACUGGAAUGAAGAUAUAGAAGCAUUUGAAAUGAUGGAAAAGGAUGAGCUAUGACUUGUAAUAGUAACUUAUUUGUUAAUAAACAAAUGGAGACCUCUUUGGGUAGGAGUGAGGCCCUGAUAUCCAAGCAAACAUAUUCAGUAUUGUGAUGAGCAGCCAGGUGUCCCCUGGGGAACACCAGAGACCCCGCACGUGCUUUGUAUCUUUUAAUUCCUCCUGGUUCAAAAUGGGAACGUGCAAUCCAAGCCUUUGUGUGGCCCCACGGCUGGGGCUGGAGCCCAGGCAGGGAAGGAGCCGAUUCCUGCGUUCCAGGCUCCGGGAGGACACGCUCCCCUGGGCCCUGGGAAGCAGAAGCUGAGCACGGUUGGGUGACAAACCAGCACCGGUUAUCGACGGCGGCACUGGGAGCUCCCCUGGUGUCCUGCUGGACCCUCCCCAGCUGGAAUCCUGGGCAACAGCAGCAGGGGAAAUUGUUCCCAGUUGUUGUGUCUUUAAGGCACAGCUGGGAGCAGUUUGGUUUUGUCCUGACAUAUCAGACCCAGCAGUGUUGCUCAUCACCCCAUUCCACGAUGCCAUGGGAGUUUUCCCUCCUGCUCCCAUCCAAACCAAAGGCACUGUGUGAGCAGGUUCCACCAGGGACACUGAGCCAGCCGUGGGGCCCACCAGGAAAAGGUGAAGGAAGGUCAUGCUCGAGGCUGAGGUAAAGUGGACAAGGCAGAUGUUGAGUCCCAGGUGUUUCCUUUGGCCUCCCAGGUUGAAAGACUCCAGUCUGCCCUGAGAUAUGGAAUUGAAAUGGAGAGGACACAGAGCUACAUCAGCUGUAACAAAUCCUUCCUUUUUCUACAAGUUUGACUUCUAACAGCUUGACUUUGUUGUCGUUCUUUUUAUAUGCAACUUCUGUAUGUGUGAUAUUUAAGGCAGGGAGGCCAAUGCCAGUAGGGAAGUGCAACAAUUUGGGCUGUUGGGUCGAUAGUUCAGAGCCCAGGGAUGUUACUCCGGGCUCUGGAGUUUGUUACAGGUGAGUCCUAAUUUGUUAUCCCCAUUGUGAAAAACUAUUUAAAUAAAAAUGGGGAAGUUUAAACAACGUAGAGACAUUUUGACUGUGUCCAAAGAAACUGCCAAAAACAAAUUAACUUGAUUUAUAUAAACUGCUUUUAGUGAAUUGUGGUUUAAGGAAUUGUUUUAUAUAAAAGACUAAAUGAACACUGCCUAUAUGCUGCACCAGGCUAAAAAUGAAGGGUUACAUUCGUGGUUACGAUGGAAUAAACAAAAAAGAAAGCCCCACUCUGAACUGCACCUUUGAUUUAACUGGUGAAAUUAUAUGUGCUGAAUAUGCAACUGUUAAUUAGCACAGCCAUACUGUAUGUAUUAAUACUCCUGUACAGUGAGCAGAGCAAUCCCAGGCAAUGUUGUAUCCAUGUAUCCAAGCCACCCUUGCUUUCAAGAGUCUCACAAUGCACAGGCACCUUCUGAGAGCAUGGCAGUCCAUCCAGGGAUCAUCCAUAACUUCACGUUUCUAGGGUAGGAGGGAGCUGAGGAAGAUAAGUGAAAAAGUGUCCUUUGAAAUUUUAAAUGUAGUUCUAAUUCCUUUGCACAAAUACCUGGAGGUUUGGAGUGGAGAGCAGGGCUUGAAGCAGCUGGGGUUUUCAGUUGGGAAUGUUUUUAUUUAUGCUUUUAGUUACACGAGUUUCUUAUGUGAAGCAUUUGACCAUGGGAGCCUUGUAAGUGUCCUUGGUUCCCUGGAGCCCUGGAAGUGCCUGGGCUUGAAGGGACCUGACCAGGACCAAACCCAUCAGGGUGCAGAUCAAACGUUUUCCCUCGGAUAAUUCCUUUGAUCUGUCAGUGCUUAGUGCCACAAAGGAGCAUUUCUGUUCCCGUGCUCUUUGACAUGGACAUCAUCUUCAUUCUUGUAGCUCUUUUGGUGACAGUAGUUAUUUUUAUAUCUCAGAGGCCUCUGGUUGUUACUCUGUCAAUACAGCAGCUCAAGCUUUUCUUUUUUUACUUGCAGAUUUAGGUGUAGAUGUCAAAUUUUAUGAAAACAUUAACUUCCCUUGCCAUCACCAGCUCCUUUUUAUUUAACUGCUUUCUCUGCACCUAUUGCUAAAGCAGCAGAUGUUACCUUGUAAGGGAUUUCCAGUGAUCCCAGAACUCCCGGUGGAUUUGACGCAGCGUUUUGGUGGUGGCCUACCUCAGAUAACUGUUGCCUCCUUCCUUUUGGGUUGGUGUUUUUCUUGUUUCAGUUAGUUCUACUUUCCCUUUGAAACCAUCAUGAGAGCCAUAGCUUUGUUUACAGAACUGAAUCAGGGAAGGUUGACCUUUUGGAAAAGAGGAUUAAAUUGGGGAAGAGUUUUAUUCAGGUUAUUUUCACUUUGUAUUUCCUUACAAGGACAUAGGCUUUAGUUUAACCUGUUCAUAUCAGCCUGGAAAUAAGUCAGUUUUCUGUUACUGUCAUCUUAAAAAGCAAAAAGAAUGUAUUUAUCAAAAAAAAAAAACCCUUUUGGAGAAGGGAGCGAGUGUUCUUCCCAAAUUCUUGGAAGGCUGCUCCCUUCGUAAGGAAUGUUGCUCGUACAUUAAUCAGUAACUGCCCUUCCUUGUGUAUAGCAUUGUACAUUUAUUUGUAUGGGAUUGAACACUGAAGAAUUCAGGAAUCACAGCUGAAACUAGCACUUAUUCCAUGCCAUGUAAUUCAGAUCAGCCAAUUAAUUUCUUAUUUGAUCUUAAAGGAAUCUUAAUCGUUUACAUUUAUUGUUUCUUAAUGAAGUUUCAGAAUGAGCCCAGCUUUGGUUCUCCUCCUCCUGCCAGUGUACCUGAACAGGCACCAGUAAGGGUGUGUUGAGAGGUUGAAAACAGGACAUCUUAUGCAACAGGCAUCAGUCAGAAUAUAGAAAACAAACCAUUCUGUGAAUGAAAUAUUGUAUGUUCAGAUUUUAUAAGAUUUCGGUUUCGUUUUUUUAGCCAGCCCAAUUUACAGCAGUAUAUUUUCUUAUGAAAGAUGUCUAAUAACAGGUGCUGUAACACUAUUGUUGGGUUUUACUCUCUGGUGAUAUGUGUAUACAAUAUUUCUAAGGGCAACUAUGUACUGUGAUGUAAAAGUCUGGGCUAAAAUGUAUAUAAUCCAUGUACAUACUUGUGUACUUGAUUAUAACUGCUGAUUGUAAAGAUUUAAUAAAAUGUAAAUAUUCUGGUCAA
Chiroxiphia lanceolata (lance-tailed manakin) is the source of this 6006-nucleotide messenger RNA. It is a transcript of the gene EDEM3, whose product is annotated as ER degradation enhancing alpha-mannosidase like protein 3. NCBI's taxonomy places the organism in Eukaryota, Metazoa, Chordata, Aves, Passeriformes, Pipridae. The transcript has 21 exons. The record is from RefSeq and is a predicted model, not a curated record. Gene Ontology annotation, molecular function: calcium ion binding; mannosyl-oligosaccharide 1,2-alpha-mannosidase activity. Gene Ontology annotation, cellular component: membrane; endoplasmic reticulum. Gene Ontology annotation, biological process: endoplasmic reticulum mannose trimming; mannose trimming involved in glycoprotein ERAD pathway; carbohydrate metabolic process. The coding region runs from base 19 to 2871 and encodes 950 amino acids.